Molecule: messenger RNA, 1191 nt
Organism: Penaeus monodon (black tiger shrimp)
Lineage: Eukaryota; Metazoa; Arthropoda; Malacostraca; Decapoda; Penaeidae
Product: protein XRP2-like
Exons: 7
Coding region: 1-1035 (344 amino acids)
Biological process (GO): post-Golgi vesicle-mediated transport
Cellular component (GO): cilium; periciliary membrane compartment
Molecular function (GO): GTPase activator activity
Source: RefSeq, a predicted model, not a curated record
AUGAACAGAAACCCACGAAAAGCUUUUCUGAGGAAGCCACACAUUUCUCUUGAUGAAUGGGACAAGAAGGAGAAGGUUAACCCGGCAGACUUUACAAUCGAGAACAUUAGCAAUGAGGAAAUAGGGCGACUUCCUGGCACAAUAAACGGACAGCAGUUUAUCAUUCAGAACUGCCAGUCUUCAAAAAUCUAUCUUUUUGACUUCAUCAACACCAUUACUGUAGAUGACUGCACGGACUGCGUCAUAUUCAUCGGGCCAACAACUGGAAGUGUGUUCCUGAGAGACUGCCAGGACUGUGUCGUGAUGGCUGCAUGUGGACAGUUCAGGACCAGAGAUUGCUGCAAGAUGGAUAUUUUCCUUCUCUGUCAGACACAGCCUAUCAUCGAAGCCUCAGCCAAGAUGAGAUUUGGCUGCUUCCAAGCUUUCUACCCACAACUUAAAGAUCACUUCAAGGGCGCUGGACUGAGCAUCUUUAACAACAACUGGUCCAACAUACACGAUUUCACACCUGUUGAAGGAGAGACCAACUGGUCCUGUUCAUCCCAGUCAGAUGCCCUGGAACAAGCCUUCAAGCUGCCUGAAACAGAGGAGCUAAAGAGUGUUGAACUGAUGCUGGGAACUGAGAUGAGUGUUGUGCCGUUCACUCUUGGCUCACCGAUGUAUGGGGGACAGGAAGCCACACUUGUUAUUUUCUUCUUUAAUGAAACCUACCAGCAAAGAGCUAUGGACUUCAUUAACUCUCUGAAGUCAAAGAUUCAAAGUUGCAGGAUCCAGCAUAGCCGUGAAGUGAAAAUGGAGAUUUCUGAUGCCCAGAGAGUGUUCCAGACGUCUCAGUACAAGAGUGCAAUUAGCCAGGGACCCAUCAUUGCACUUCUGUGUCUCGGCAGUGGGAUAUCAGAAGCAUGUAGCAAGAUUGGGCAGGAAUUAAAUGCAGACGCACAGGACCAGGUGGUGUAUGUAACUUCAGACAGCAACACCAGCAAUCAGCAGAUCGAUGCUUUCUUUUCCUAUGCUUCAAUGACCCUUUCCAUGUAAGGCUUACAACCAGGAACUCGUGCAAUAACUCUGAGAUCUGGGAGCUAUGCGUAACCCACACGUUGGUGAUAUCUCCCAUGGAGUGUCUUCAAAUUACAAAUCUGAGUAUGGGAUCAUAACAUUCCAGUUACAUUCCUUAUAAAUUAUUUAAUUAAA